Klebsormidium nitens is the source of this 1356-nucleotide messenger RNA. The record is from the annotation of a GenBank genome assembly. Lineage: Eukaryota; Viridiplantae; Streptophyta; Klebsormidiophyceae; Klebsormidiales; Klebsormidiaceae.
CCCUGAUCCCGAUCGCGACCUCAGCCGCAGCUAGUUUGUUUCUCGCACUAGCUGGCAGGGUUGAAACUUGAAGCCGAAGAAUUCCCCCUCCCUUCCGGCCAUUUCGCAUUGCAAAGUCACUUUCGUUCCUUCCAGCCGUCUUCUCACGAGCCUGAUGCGUCAGGCGCUGUCGAAUGCUAUCAGAGCCUUCAAGAUUCCUGCUUACUUAGCACGAUCUGAGCAGCCUCGCUGAUUCGAUCUCAAUAAGCUUCACCGACGUUUGACAGAGCUCUGCCACUUCCUUCCUUUCUCCACAACGCUUUCACCAUGGUGAAAAAGGAGGGUGUGUUGGCCUUAUUUGAUGUUGAUGGCACCUUGACAGAUCCAAGGAAGGUUGCUUCUGUUGAGACGCUUGACUUCAUCAAGGAGCUGCGCAAGCAUGUCACCGUUGGUGUUGUGGGAGGAUCAGACUUGGUCAAGAUCAGCGAGCAGCUUGGCAGAACAACCUUGACGGACUUUGACUACGUCUUUGCUGAAAAUGGACUGGUGGCGUUCAAGGAUGGGACCAAGUUUGCGGAGAUGAGUCUCAAGAAGCACUUGGGAGACGACAAGUUGAAGGAAUUCAUCAACUUUGUGCUGCACUACAUCGCUGACCUGGACAUCCCUAUCAAGAGGGGAACAUUCAUUGAGUUCCGCACUGGUAUGAUAAAUGUCUCACCGAUUGGACGCAACUGCAGCCAAGAGGAGCGCGACGACUUUGAGAAGUAUGACAAGGUGCACAACGUGAGAGCUAAGCUGGUUGACAUCCUGCGGGAGAAGUUUGUCCACCUGAACUUGACGUACUCGAUUGGAGGCCAGAUCAGCUUUGACGUGUUUCCUCAAGGUUGGGACAAGACCUACUGCCUGCAGUUUGUUGAGAAGGAGUUCAAAGAGAUUCACUUCUUUGGCGACAAAACAUACAAGGGAGGCAAUGACUACGAGAUCUUCUCCUCCGAAAAGACUGACGGCCACACAGUAACCAGCCCUGCUGACACAAGAGAACAGUGCACUAGACUCUUUUUGCAAGAUUCAUAGCAGGGGCUGGAAACAGCUCGCGGUGUUGGGACAGGUGCCCAUUGAACGGUACAAGCGGUCGCUGACCUCGAUUGAUCAUGUCGUUGAGACAGGAGUUGACUCUAAUCUGCAUUUGCUCUGACCCUUGUGACAUCUCAACUGCAACGUCUGAUCGGAUUGUCGGCCAGAAGGUUCACCUUGUCGACAUCAAUCUAGCGUCCUUGAAUCGACUCUGUUCGGUUUAAUCAUUCCUUGUGUGCACCGGCGAAACGAUCGCCCCGUCCUUGUAAGAUGAUUGAGUUGCAGUCCAAGCAGUAGUUCGAC